GCAGCCACAAAGCUUCUGGAUGAGAUGUGUCACCUGACAGCUCAGUCUCUGACAGCUCUGGACACUUCAGAGCACUUCAAGCUGYUGAAGCUGCUGGGUGAAGGCUCGUACGGGAAGGUCAUGCUGGCUGUGCACAGGAAAAGAGGUACUCCGAUGGCUUUGAAGUUCUUCCCUCGUGAGUCCACCUCACUUUUCUCCUUCCUGAGGGAAUACAACCUUUCUCUGUCGUUCUGCACCCAUCCCUCCCUGACUCGAGCUCUGGGGAUCGCCUACUGCACUCCCUCACACUACAUCUUCGCUCAGCAGGCCAGCCUCUUUGGUGAUUUGUACGACAUCAUCAUUCCUGAGGUGGGGAUGGAGGAGGACCGCUGUCAGCGGGUGGUGUCCCAGCUGUGUGGGGCUCUGUCCCACCUGCACACCCUCGGUUUUGUCCACAGAGACGUCAAACCUGAGAACGUCUUCCUGUGCGACUCGGACUGCCGCUGGGUCAAACUGGGAGACUUCGGCAUGGUGAAGGCCAGUGGAACCAGAGUCCCAGAGGUCUGGUACAGCUCCCCGUACUGCACACCUGAGGCUGAGAUCGCUCGGGGGAACGAGGACAGCUGGAGCAGCAUCAACGAUCAGCAGGAUGGCUCCGAGGAUGAGGAGAAGAAGAAGAAGAGGGUUUUAGUUUCUGUGGAGCCCACCACCGACAGCUGGGCCCUGGGCAUCCUGACGUACGCCAUGCUCACCGGCAGCCACCCCUGGGCUGAGACAGCCAGCGACUGUGGCUCCUACCUCAAAUACCAAGAGUGGUUUGAUCAAGUGAACAUCCUCGGUGACGAACUGGACGUGUGGACAGAACCACAAUCAGAGAACCAACAGAAGACCAGAGAUCUGAACAAAACAGGACAGAAGGACCAAACCCCUGCAGCGCCUCAGUUCUCAUGUUUCACUCCGCUGGCCUGCUCCUUCUUCCAGUCGCUCCUCAACCCAAGACCACAGAACCGAGGACGACCUGAAGACGCGCUGAGCUUCCUCGGAGGGGACUGGGUGCUGGAGAAAGAGAGGAUGAGGCUGGAGAAGGAGAGGAAGAGAAGCAGUGGGAAGGGUGCCAUUAAAUGUAUGAAAGAGAUGGAAGGGCGAGGAGAGCGAUGAGCAGCGGUGUCGAAACGAAACAGAGAGACACUUUUAUGGACUUCAGGCCUUUACAAGUGAUCAAAAAACUUUUAUAAAUAUAUUUUUCUAAGUUUAGCAACUUGUUUUUUGUUAUUUUAUAAAAUAUUUUAGCUGGACCUCUGUUUUAGGCUUCUGGUGUUCUUUUAUUAUUUGAACAGAAUAUGUGUGAGUUUCAUGUGAGUAGUAAGUAUAUUACCUGUACUAGAAAAUUUUCUGUGAAUUCUUACACACGAUGUAGGGAAAACAAUAACUGUAUGUUGUUCUUUUACUUAUAAUGCAAUAAAUGCUUUCAUUAUUAUUUUUAUUACGACAAUUUCAAUAAAAAUGCAAUCAACUUGUUA
Austrofundulus limnaeus is the source of this 1499-nucleotide messenger RNA. RefSeq names its product serine/threonine-protein kinase SBK1. The record is from RefSeq and is a predicted model, not a curated record. Gene Ontology annotation, molecular function: ATP binding; protein serine/threonine kinase activity. Lineage: Eukaryota; Metazoa; Chordata; Actinopteri; Cyprinodontiformes; Rivulidae. Gene Ontology annotation, biological process: protein phosphorylation.